Molecule: messenger RNA, 1211 nt
Organism: Columba livia (rock pigeon)
Lineage: Eukaryota; Metazoa; Chordata; Aves; Columbiformes; Columbidae
Product: olfactory receptor 6M1-like
Exons: 1
Coding region: 107-1090 (327 amino acids)
Biological process (GO): G protein-coupled receptor signaling pathway
Cellular component (GO): membrane
Molecular function (GO): olfactory receptor activity; G protein-coupled receptor activity
Source: RefSeq, a predicted model, not a curated record
UAUCUGUAUUUGUGUAAUAUAGGAAGACAACAAGAAAGGAAAGAAGCAGAGAAGGAAGUGUAGAACCUUUCAUCCUGCUGUGCAGUUAUCACGCUUGCUUUUUGCUAUGCUCCUGUCUCAACAGGAUAAACUGAAAUUCAGCAUGGGACCAGAAAAUACAACCACAGUUACUGAGUUCAUCCUAGAAGGUUUCUCAGGGCUUGAUCAAAGACUACAGCUCUUUCUCUCUCUGGUCUCUCUGCUCAUAUACCUGACAACAGUGGUGGGGAACGCUACCAUCAUUCUCCUGGUGUGUGUGGAUCACCGCCUACAAACCCCCAUGUACUUUUUCAUCAGCAAUCUGGCCUUCCUGGAAAUCUGUUUUAUAUCCUCUACAAGCAUCCAACUGUUUAUAAUCCUGAGUUCUGGCAGGAGAACAAUCUCACUAAGCAGCUGCUUUGCUCAAUCCUAUUUCUAUUCAGCACUGGGCUGUACAGAGCUUGUUCUACUUGUUGUCAUGUCCUUUGACCGCUAUGUUGCCAUCUGCCAACCUUUGCAUUAUGCUGCCAUCAUGAAGUCUCAGCUCUGCAUCCACCUCGUUGUUGCUGCUUGGGUCACAGGCUUCACACUCUUGAGUUACCGCCUGGUCCUCCCCUACAAGCUGACGUUUUGUGGCUCAAACAAAAUUAAUCAUUUCUUUUGUGACAGCUCCCCUUUACUCAAACUGUCCUGCUCUGACACCAGACUGCUUUGGAAAAUGGACUCUGUUUUCCUUUCCUUUUUCAUUCUAGGUUCCUUAUGUUUAACUCUGGUAUUUUACAUGUGCAUCAUUUUCUGUAUUCUACAUCUUCCAGCAGCCUCUGGGAGGAAAAAAGCUUUUUCUACAUGUUCUUCCCAUCUCACCACCUUGGCAAUUGGAUAUGGGAGCUGCAUUGCUCUCUACGUGUGUCCUUCAGAAGAUGUUUCCUUGGAGAACAACAGAAUCAUAGCUUUGCUGAAUACUGUCCUGUACCCAUUCUUAAAUCCAUUCAUCUACAGUCUUAGAAACAAGACUGUGAUACUGGCCCUGAAAGAAGCCAUUGCCCGUACAAUAACUCAGCUUUUCCCCUGAUCAUGAGGCAUUUCUGGACAGCAAGUCCAGUGAUCUUCUAUCAUAUGUUAAAUAAUACCAAUGUAUAUGGAUGUAACCUCAAGACAGAGAUACCUCAGGAGAUUUACAGGAUCAUAGAAUC